AGCUUGCUAGAACUGGUAAGGCAACUACUAGCACCGAUGUCUUUGCUUUCGGAGCGUUUAUGCUCGAAGUGGCUUGUGGACAAAGGCCUCUAAAGGUACAUGGAGCCGUUGAUGAUAUGAUUCUGGUUCAGUGGGUUCUGGAGAAAUGGAAAGAAGGAGCAAUACUUGAGGCAAGUGAUCCCAGACUAGGAGGUGAUUUUGUGGUGAAACAAAUGGAGUUGGUUUUGAAGCUGGGUCUUUUUUGCUCACGCAAUAAUCCAGUGUCCAGGCCUAGCAUGAGGCAAGUGAUGCAAUAUUUGGAUGGAGAUGCCAUCUUGCCGGAAGUAUUUAUGGAUGCCGCAGGUGUUGGCAUGGCUGCAUUAGUGGGGAGUGAAAUGUCAAGCGAGUUUGCAAUGUCAUUCCCUUCAUCAUCAUUGGGGAGUGUUUCUGCUAAUGCCCUGUCCGGUACAGAGUCACUCCUUGGUGGCGUGGGACGUUAG
This is a messenger RNA of Ilex paraguariensis (yerba mate), 479 nucleotides long. NCBI's taxonomy places the organism in Eukaryota, Viridiplantae, Streptophyta, Magnoliopsida, Aquifoliales, Aquifoliaceae. The record is from the annotation of a GenBank genome assembly.